Messenger RNA from Sinocyclocheilus grahami, 406 nucleotides. Its product is annotated as neuron navigator 1-like. The record is from RefSeq and is a predicted model, not a curated record. Gene Ontology annotation, cellular component: microtubule cytoskeleton; axon initial segment. The annotation marks the transcript as partial. NCBI's taxonomy places the organism in Eukaryota, Metazoa, Chordata, Actinopteri, Cypriniformes, Cyprinidae. The transcript has 2 exons. Gene Ontology annotation, biological process: neuron migration; microtubule bundle formation; nervous system development.
GGACUAUAUUUCACAGGUGGAUCCCAGUGCGAGUAUGGGACUGUCUGUCGACUCUAUCCACAGUUACAUUAUUAAUCAGAGCAGGAGGGUGCUUGGAGCCGAAGUCCCAGAAAGUUCACCCUGUGACUGUUUAAAAAAGGGUCCUGGACUCGUCACUGUCGCCCUCAAAGGCUUUAAGGAGAAGUGUGUGGACAGUCUGGUGUUUGAGACGCUCAUCCCCAAGCCCAUGAUGCAACACUACAUAAGUCUGCUUCUGAAGCACAGGCGGCUGGUUCUGUCGGGCCCCAGCGGCACGGGGAAGACCUAUCUCACCACCCGACUGGCUGAGUACCUGCUGGAGAAGAGCGGCCGUGAGCCCGGCCCUGGCCUUUUCACCACCUUCAACAUGCACCAACAGACCUGCAAG